GACGGACUGGCAGAGGUUUCUUGUAGAGGACGGUCCGCGGUAGGAACGACUUUGUGUGUUUUCCUUGUUGUUGUGGUUGCCGCAGUUCUGUUGCGGAGCCACCACACUAGAAUCUCACCACAGCCCAGAGGAUUGUGACUUUGUUGUAAGUCUGCGAGGGAGGAAUUUAGCUAUGGCGUCGCUGGCGUCGAAUUGGGUUUUUGCGAUGCGGGACAUAGGUGGGAAUUGGCACAAGGAGAGAUUAGGUGUGGAUGUUGGAGUUCCACCAAUUGGAGUGCAAUUGCGGCGGAAUUCGGAGUUUCAGUGCAAGCUAGCGAUGGCUGGUAGGAAGCAGAGGCGGGAGGUGGAGUCUGGAGGUGCUGUUCGAGGGUUUAGUGUGCCGGGAGGAGAGGAUAUGGUUGAGGGCUUGCCGUCCAGCGCGGAUGUGCCGAAUAUCUCUGUCAGGUCGCAUUCGGUGGAGAUGAAGAAAGAAUAUGGUGCGUUUGGAGGGGGUGGGGCAACUUUGGAGAAGUCGAAGUUGGACUUGUCGCAGUCCUCGGCUAGGGUUAAACAGGAGGUGGAACUUGGAGGCGGUGGUGGCGGUAUUGGGAAUAAGAAUUUCAAUGGAGGUGGAGAUGGAGGUGAUGAUGAUGGCGAUGAUGACGACUACUUUGGUGAAGAUGAUGGCGAUGACGAUGGUGAUAAUUCGGGGUUGUUUGGAAGGCGUGUGGUUGUUCCUGAGAUGUUCAAUCGGAAAUACGUGGAAGCGAUCUUACAAGAGUGGUUCAGGACGAUCAACGACUUGCCUGCGGGGAUUCGUCAGGCCGUUGAAUUGGGGUUGAUCAGCUCUGCUCAAAUGGUUAGGUUUUGGUCAGUGAAUGCAAGGCCGACCAUGACGAGGACAUUGUCACGGAUGGCGCCUCAAUCAGUUUCAAGAGCUUUCAUCGGGCGCAUACUUGCGGAUCCUGGAUUUCUGCACAAGCUAGCAUUUGAUGAGAUAGUUACGAUCGGUAAUGCGGUGUGGUGGGAGUUCCAACACCGAGGAGAAAGGAUCAAACAAGAAUGGGACAUGGCCGCUGUAAAUGUAUUGACUUUGGUGGCAAGCACAGCAGCCAUGAACUGGGCUCUAGCUCCCAGUCGAUCAUAUGGUUCGACAUUCAAAUAUGAGUUUCAAAAUUCGAUUCAAAAGCUUCCGAACCACGUCUUUGAUAAAAGCUACCCUCUUCGAGAAUUUGAUAUGCCCAAGCGAGUGUUUAGUUUUUUCUACAAAGCUGCACAGCUCAGCUUGGUUGGUAUGGGAAUCGGGUCUGCUGGGGCAGGUCUAGCCAGUCUUAUGCCUUCAGCAAGAAAAAAAGAACCAUCAGUGCCGAUCCCUGCAGUCAGCACAAGUGCAUCAAGUUAUGGAGCUUUUAUGGGAUUAUCAGGUAAUAUGAGGUAUCAGCUAGUUAAUGGAGUCGAAAGGCUUAUGCAAGACCAUUUUCAGCAUUUGGGAGUUGUUUUAUUCUUCUCUGCAGCGCUCAGGACUCUGAAUAUUCACGUUGGAGAUGUUACAAGGCUAGCCUUUUUAGGUCAAGGGGAGUUACCUGUUGUUCACGCUGAUGGGAUCCGUUCACAAGCUUACCGCCGGCCUUCACUAUCAUCGGAAUCUUUGACGGGAUCGGUGAUUGCUGCAAAGGGUCUCAUAACAGGCCUCUUUGAUGGUCAGAAGGUUGAGAAUGAGGAUAGUAGGCAACGUCAAUCUCCUAAUGUAUUUGCGAAGAGGAAAGUAAAGAGGAAAGUAACCGCGGGGAGUAGGUGAUUUUCAAGUCUUUCACACGGAAGCUGUUUGUUCAAGACAAUUACCACAUGAGUUGCUUCACGGGCGCUCACACUUUUGCAGAUCAAAAGUUUUAAAUUACCUUUAUACUGGGACAUGAAGCCACUUUGUUGUAAAAUAUGAUGAUGUGCUCUAUUAUCUCGUACUAUGAGACUUUUAAGAUAGGAAUGAGCAGAUCGUUGAACCCUGAUCCACGUUAGCAGGUUUUUCUGUAGCAAUUCUCUUCAGAUAAUACAUCUUUGUACUCGAGCAGAUUAUUCAUGAGUUAUUAUACAACAUGGGGAUAGGCAACUCGUUUGCCCACGAAGACAUAAAACCUGGUUGUAAUGAACGCCUUGUGAGCUUGUAUUCAAACGUAGUCUACAUAUUCUGCGAGGUUCAAAGAAUGUUAAACCUGAAUUGUAUCAAAUGGCAUGUUAGCUGAAAAUCAAUGUACUUCUCAAGCAAGACUUCAUUAUUUAUAUUA
Messenger RNA from Physcomitrium patens, 2261 nucleotides. RefSeq lists its product as uncharacterized. Gene Ontology annotation, biological process: plant organ development. Lineage: Eukaryota; Viridiplantae; Streptophyta; Bryopsida; Funariales; Funariaceae. Gene Ontology annotation, cellular component: chloroplast inner membrane. The record is from RefSeq and is a predicted model, not a curated record.